Messenger RNA from Polyodon spathula (Mississippi paddlefish), 1523 nucleotides. Its product is annotated as retinol-binding protein 1-like. Gene Ontology annotation, molecular function: fatty acid binding. The transcript is spliced from 5 exons. Bases 370 to 777 code for a protein of 135 amino acids. NCBI's taxonomy places the organism in Eukaryota, Metazoa, Chordata, Actinopteri, Acipenseriformes, Polyodontidae. Gene Ontology annotation, cellular component: nucleus; cytosol. The record is from RefSeq and is a predicted model, not a curated record. Gene Ontology annotation, biological process: fatty acid transport.
AAAAGCACACAGAAUUUAUUGAUUCAGCUUCAGCUUCCUGGUUUGUAAAAGACCAGAUUAAAACCCAGGGAGAGAGGAGGAGGCACUAACCCAGCCCCUACCUUUCUGCAAUAAAACAAAGUUUUGAAACUUGAGUUAAAAAAAAAAAAAAAACUGGAGAGAGACACGGAGGAGAGAAUCACAAGAGACAAAGAGGCAGAGCGUGAGAGAGACAGGAGUGUGAUUGCUGGGGCAGAACUUGAACAAGCUUGUCUCUUCAAUAAAGACUGCAAUUUGAACUGAAAGAGAAAGAGGAGUACUGUUGUACAAGAUACAUAGUUGAAACAGAAGUGUAAAAGGAAGAGAGGGAGUGUAAGAAACUCAGAGAAGAUGAGUGUGAAUCUGAGUGGAUAUUAUAAGCUGGUCUCACAGGAGAACAUGGAUGCUUAUCUCAAAGCACUCGGCAUCAAUAUCGCCCUGCGGAAAAUCGUGUGUCUGCUCAGCCCAGACAAGGAGAUCGUACAGAAUGGGGAUCACAUGACCAUUCGGACCCUCACCACCUUCCGCAACUACGUGAUGGAGUUCAGGCUGGGGGCGGUGUUCCGCGAGGACCUGGGUGCAGUUGAUGGGCGCACGUGCAUGACAACGGUGAACUGGGAAGGAGACAAACUGGUUUGUGUUCAGAAUGGAGAGAAGGCUAAUCGAGGCUGGAAACACUGGUUAGAGGGGGAAACUCUACACCUGGAGAUGACGGUAGAAGAUGUCAUCUGCAGACAAGUUUUCAAGAAAACAAAAUGAGUGUUUGAAUAGUGACUUAAUGCAGAUAUAGGAGAGAGAAACGUUUGCAAUAAAGGAAGACUUCCAUCAGCAAGAACAACUUUAACAAGGGUGUGAGUAGAGGGGCAAAGCAGGAAACACACUACAAUACUGCCCCCACCCAGCCUCUCUGUGUGCAGGGCAAAUACCUGGGAUCUAAUAAUAAUAAUAAUAAUAAUAAUAAAUAAUAAUAAUAAUAAUAAUAAUAAUCACUUUAUACUCAGCAAUACUUAAUCUCUAAAAAGUAACUUUCUCAAAUAUAAGUAGUUCGAAUCUUCACAUUUUCUUUUAAUCAUGGUACUGUAAUCUAAGUUUCUGAAUCUCACAUGAGAAUUCCCAUGUGAGAAGUGUAGUGAUAAUACCACAAGUGAUAAUACCAUAUUAAAUAUCAGCAUUGUUUAGAUGAUAUAAAGUGGCCCAAAGUGUAUUUCUUUUAAUAUUGUAAAUGCAUGACUUGAUAAAAGUGCGUUUUAUUUUUAACACAACUAUAUAAACAUUUCCAGGUGUAUGUAACUUCUUAACAAAUAAACACAAACUUAUCAUUUUUAACAAAAUACAUGUGUCUGUGUGUUUGAAGAGGGAUAAUGAUCUAUUCAGGGAUACCCCAAUUUCGGAAAAUAAUCGAAAUAACUUUUACUCUAUUUGUGAGUGUUAUUUAGGUCACAGGCAAGCUGGAUAUCUGAUAACAUUGAACACCACCUAGCAAAGCAUUUAAACUAGGAACUGGG